Messenger RNA from Rhipicephalus microplus (southern cattle tick), 1109 nucleotides. RefSeq lists its product as uncharacterized. Gene Ontology annotation, cellular component: nucleus. The record is from RefSeq and is a predicted model, not a curated record. Gene Ontology annotation, biological process: poly(A)+ mRNA export from nucleus. NCBI's taxonomy places the organism in Eukaryota, Metazoa, Arthropoda, Arachnida, Ixodida, Ixodidae.
AGAGAUAAAUAAAAGAAAUUGUUUACCAUGGCGGACAGCGUGGACGUAGUAGAUGCGGAGUCAGUUCGUAACAUGAAGGUCGCUGACCUAAAGAAAGAACUCAAGGCCCGGGGCCUUUCCACUGCGGGGAACAAAAGCGAGCUUACCGAGCGCCUCGAAGCCGCUCUCGGGUUGCCUAAAGUAGACAUGAGCGACGUGCAGCUUGACGAAAGUCUGGAUCAAGGUGUGGACGUGAAUGAAGACGCUCUCCUAGAAGAGGGCCUUCUGCUUCCCCCAGAGGGCAAGGCCAACAAUGGAGAUGUUCUCGCCGGUGAAGAGGAGCUGCUAGCCACGCCUGUCAUGAAGGAGCCGCCGGCUGCUUCAAAGUUAAGCCUGGAAACUGGAAGCCUUGGUGCACAGUCCACAGCUGUUGCCGCUCCUGGCGCCAUGCCACAAAAGACUGUUGUCACCCCUGCAGCCAAGGAACCAGCCGUGACCGAAAAUGAGGCCAAGAAAGUUCGGCUGAAAGUGACCACCCUACCAGAAGAAGGAAAAGAUGGUUCCGCAGCGACGGCUGAUGCUGCCAAGGUGCCCACUAAGGGGCUUUCUGUGGAAGAGAGGAUAUCCCUUCGCUCCAAGAAGUUCAACAUGCCACUUUCGGACACUGCACGACUCAAAGUACGGAUGGAAAGGUUUGGUGCUACUGCUCUGAACAGCCCAGCGGCAUCAAAGGCGACUGCAAAGACCACGCCAAGCUCGGUGAAACUGUCGCGAACCUCCAUUUCUGCAAACCCACCCCCUGUUGACUUGGCAAAGUUGAAAAAGCGAGCGGAGCGGUUUGGGCAGAGUGUGUCCACCGUGGCAAAAGAUUUGGAGGAUAAGGAGAGGCUUCUUAAGCGAAAGCAGAGGUUCACCUCCACGCCAGCGCCAGAUGCAUCAAAAAAGGCAAAGACGAUCACCACCUAGACUCAACUAUUUUCGCUGUUUUCAAAGAGACUGCACAGCUACAAGUGCACGUGACUAUCCUCCAGAAGCUGCUGGACGUUUAAAAAUUUAACACCUGAAGACCCUCAUCAACAUCAAUGUGUUUUUGUUACAAAGAUAAUAAAUUAUUCAUCUCAUUUAGUAAA